AUGGCGGAGACCACUCAACAAUCGACCAGCGCGAUCUCGCAUCUUGACCUCGGCAUCACCCUCGCACUCAACAACUGGCCGGCGCUGACCCUCGCGGUGCAGUCACAAUGGGGCGGCCCAACCUCAGCCGAUAAGCGCGACUGGCUGUGCGGUGCGAUCUCCGAGAUGAUUGCCGACCGACCGGAGACCGACGCCGAAGACCUCGAGGACGUGCUGGUCCAAGUGAUGAACGACGAGUUUGACGUCGUGGUUGACGACGAGAGCGCGGCCAGCGUGGCGGUCCAGAUCAUGCAGAUGAGAGAGCAGAUUGCUAGCGGGGAUACGGCGUCCAUCCAGCAGCUUUGGGAAGAGUGGCAGCGGAAAAACGAGCGAAAGGGAGCUGGCGGUGCGGACGCGGCCGCGGCGGCCAUGUUCAAGAAGGUGGAAACGCGAGACGAGGAUCAAGAGACUGAUGACGACGAGGACGACGAUGGAGAUGAUGAUGGUGAUAUGGAUAUGACGGAGGCACCGGCCUUGGUCCGCGCUCCGAGGGAGAAGGUCGAGCCAGAGGUUGAUGAAGACGGGUUUACAAAGGUGGUCGGGCGGAAGAAGAGGUGA
Penicilliopsis zonata CBS 506.65 is the source of this 597-nucleotide messenger RNA. RefSeq lists its product as hypothetical. The transcript has a single exon. Lineage: Eukaryota; Fungi; Ascomycota; Eurotiomycetes; Eurotiales; Aspergillaceae. Gene Ontology annotation, cellular component: nucleus. The record is from RefSeq and is a predicted model, not a curated record. Bases 1 to 597 code for a protein of 198 amino acids. Gene Ontology annotation, biological process: maturation of SSU-rRNA from tricistronic rRNA transcript (SSU-rRNA, 5.8S rRNA, LSU-rRNA).